Hypanus sabinus (Atlantic stingray) is the source of this 1700-nucleotide messenger RNA. RefSeq names its product T-box transcription factor 20 (gene tbx20). Gene Ontology annotation, molecular function: RNA polymerase II cis-regulatory region sequence-specific DNA binding; DNA-binding transcription factor activity, RNA polymerase II-specific. NCBI's taxonomy places the organism in Eukaryota, Metazoa, Chordata, Chondrichthyes, Myliobatiformes, Dasyatidae. Gene Ontology annotation, cellular component: nucleus. The coding region runs from base 153 to 1484 and encodes 443 amino acids. The transcript is spliced from 8 exons. The record is from RefSeq and is a predicted model, not a curated record. Gene Ontology annotation, biological process: positive regulation of DNA-templated transcription; cell fate specification; heart looping.
UGCAGGCAGACGGGAGGUGCUCGGAAAAGGCAGCGGGGAGCAACUGGUGCCGGAGUGAGCGGAACCUGUCCCCUGGUUAUCCAAGAAAGAGCCCCAGUCCCCAGGACACUCAGUCGUCCUGCUCCUGGAUUCCAGAACCCCGCACUCCCGGCAUGGAAUACAACAAUACCAAACCACAGCUCUCAUCCCGGGCUAACGCCUUCUCCAUCGCGGCGCUCAUGUCAACUGGAAACUCCAAGGACAAGGGACUUCAGGAGAACACCAUUAAACCCCUGGAACAGUUCGUGGAGAAGUCUUCCUGUUCUCAGCCCCUGGGUGAUCUGGGCGGCCUGGAGCUUGGAGAUUACAGCAGCGGUGCGUCUCCGGCGUGUACGGAGCCCCUGAUACCCACCACCCCCAGCGUGCCCAGCGCCGAAAUGGCCAAGAUCACCUGUAACCUGGAAACCAAAGAUCUGUGGGACAAGUUCCACGAGCUGGGCACCGAGAUGAUCAUCACAAAAUCCGGCAGGAGGAUGUUCCCAACUAUUCGGGUCUCGCUGUCUGGAGUGGAUUCCGAGGCCAAGUAUAUCGUGUUGAUGGACAUCGUGGCGGUGGACAAUAAGCGUUAUCGCUACGCCUAUCAUCGAUCCUCUUGGCUGGUGGCGGGCAAAGCCGACCCGCCGCUCCCAGCAAGGCUCUAUGUACACCCUGACUGUCCGUUCACGGGGGAGCAGCUAUCGAAACAGAUGGUCUCCUUCGAGAAGGUGAAACUCACCAACAACGAGUUGGAUCAACACGGCCACAUAAUUCUGAACUCCAUGCACAAGUACCAGCCCCGGGUUCACAUUAUCAGGAAGAAAGACCACACUGCUUCUCUGGUCAACCUCAAAUCUGAGGAGUUCCGCACCUUCAUCUUCCCGGAGACUGUUUUCACUGCAGUGACCGCCUACCAGAACCAACUGAUCACCAAACUAAAAAUCGAUAGUAAUCCUUUCGCCAAAGGAUUCCGAGACUCGUCCCGACUCACCGAUAUGGAGAGGUACUGUCUCCCGCAGGAAAGUGUGGAGAAUCUCAUCCAGAAGCACACUUACGCACGGUCACCGAUCCGGACCUACGGGGGAGAUGACGAGGCCCUCAGCGAAGAAAGCCAAACAACACAGAACAGAGGUUCCGCCUUCACAGCCUCAGAUAACUUGUCCCUCAGCACCUGGGUUGCCUCUUCCUGCAGUUUCCCGGGGUUUCAGCAUCCACAGUCGCUGGCAAUCGCCACUACCACCGCUUCGCUCGCUGCCCCCGUCCCUCACCCCAUCCAGGGUUCUCUGACACAGUACAGCCGCCUUGGGAUGCCCCUGACACCGUCGGCCAUCGCCAGCUCCAUGCAAGGCAGCGGACCCACCUUCCCCACCUUCCACAUGCCCCGCUACCACCACUACUUUCAGCAAGGUCCCUACGCCGCUAUCCAAGGCCUGCGGCACUCGUCGGCUGUGAUGACUCACUUUGUGUGAUUGACAUCGGGGCUGCAUUUCACCCAGGGACCGUGACGCUUGUGAAAGCCGCUCAGAGAAUCGGGGGCAUGCUCCACACCAACAGCUGAGCGGCGCAGCAAGCAGCAGCUCCUGCAUGGACAAGAGCAGAAACUACAAACCCCAGAAUGCACCACAGGAUUUGCCACAGCUGGACCACAACUCCCAGAAUGCACCGUUGACAGUCGGGUUGCCGCG